CUUCUUUCCCGAUCUCAUACAACUUUAAAGAAAAUGGAAGGAGAAGAAAUAGAACAGUAUACGUCGUCGAAAAGCCGCUACAACAACAAUAGACACGGUAGUGAUGGGUAUGCUCGUCCACCUCCUGCCCACAGUAUCUAUGGUGAGAUUGAUGCCGAGGUACUGGGUUAUUUCAAAAACGUUGAAGAAACGCUUGACAAUCCUGCCUUUGAAACUGCUGAAGAAUUGCGAUCGUUCGUUGAUGCUGUUUAUGAAGAAGUCGAAGGCAACGAACUUGUCUUGGUGACCGAUCCCUCGUGUGCCAUUAUUGUUGAAAAACUAUUAAGAAUCUCGGACGGAUUCCAAUUACGCGUGUUUGGCGAUCGUAUUAGUGGACGAUCUGUCGAGCUGUUUUCGCAUCAAUGGGGCUCGCACGUAUGUCAAACGCUGUUGACACUUUCUGCCGAUGCCAUUACCAAGGAAGUGAACGAUCCGGACACCGACAUGAAGGAUGAUGAUUCACAAAAAGAAGGAGAACAACAAGAAUUACGAUCCAUGCAGCAGCUUGUGUUGGAUAUGUGUCAAGAUAUCAAGCCUGAAUUGGGUGCGCUUAUAUCGCAACAGUAUGCAUCCCAUCCCAUUCGUGUCUUGUUGUGUCUUUUGGCUGGCAAACGCGUGGAUGAAGAAGGUGCGGAUCGUGGUCGGUUCAGAAGCAAAAAGUCGGGCAAGUAUAGACAGGCACAUAACUCGAAUGGCUUGGGCAAGCGUUCUGGCAAAGACAACGCUCCACCCAAGGUACCGCAAUCAUUCACCAUCAUGUUACGCGAAUUGAUCAGUGAUCUUGCCACAAAAUCAUCCGAUACCGAAAUGCGCGUCUUUGCAGUCAGUAAAGUAGCAAGUCCUGUUUUGCAGCUGCUAUUGGAGAUGGAACAAAGUUUCAAUGACAAAGAAGGCGAAAAGAUCAUUGCCGCACUCCUGGAUCGUAUUUUGUGGGACGUGGCUACGGGCAAAGACACGGACGCAUCCGUCGUCGCACAACGCACAUCGUGGUUCGAAACCAUGAUCCGUGAUCAAGGCGGGAGUCGACUCUUGCAAGUCAUUCUCAAAGUAGCACCCGCGUCGGUACACAACAAACUGUACGAAAAGCAUCUCAAGGGCAAACUUGCAAAGUAUAGCCAACAUCCGCUCGCCAAUUUUGUUGUGCAGACGUUAGUGUCGACGGCACGGAGUCAGGAACAGUUCACCGACAUGUGUCAAGAACUUCAGAGCAGCUUUGGUCCCUUGUUGAAGAAUAACAAGCAUGGCGUGAUCCGGAGCGUUGUGGAGGCAUCGGCGAAAUUGAAUACACAGCAGACACAGGUCAUCAAGUGGUUGCGUGAGGCUUUUGGGAUUGAGAGCGAUGAGGAUCAAAAGUUGUUUGUAUUGUGCUUGAUGCGCAUGACACGGAUUGAGAACGUACGAGAUCUCUCGGACAAGGAAAAGUCAGAUACCCGAGCCUUCCAUUUACAAGGCUCGUUGAUAAUGCAGGAUAUCAUGAAGAUGAACGAAGGCCACAACAAACACAUCGUUACUAGCUUUUUAUCUCAAAAACCCGAUACCACGUUACCAUGGUGCUUCUCACCACAAGCUUCGCGUGCAUUUGAAGCCAUGCUUGCGUCCGAGUACGUGGGUGGCAAGGUGAAGAAGAAAAUCAUCAAGAACUUGCAAGGACAUUAUGUCCAGAUAGCCAAGGACAAGUUUGGCAGCCACAUCCUUGACCGGAUCUGGGCUGUGGCGGAAAUCAAUGUCAAGGAACAGAUCGUUGCUGAACUGUUGAAACGAGAACGCGAGCUUGCGGAGCAUCCGAUGGGUAAAUGUGUCCUCUGGACGGUUCGCAUCGAGUUGUAUAAGCGACGCCACGAUGAAUGGGUUGAGCGUGAAAAGGGUCUGGAGAAGAAAAAGGAGUUGUUCAAGGAUAUCCUGGGCGAUGGCUUUGCUGCUGGUGGCAAGCCAAACAAGAAGCGAAAACAUUGAAAACACACACAUGCCCUCUUUUUUUUCCCCCAUAUCGUAAAUCAGCAUCCAUCGUUAUUUUUUUAAAAGUAGUCUCAUCACUUGUCCUGUUCUUUGCAUCAUAUUCAUAAUGUAUUUAAACAACAUCUUUUCCCGCUCUCUCCGCCCCCAUCCCAUCCCAUCAUCACUUCUACUGAUAUAUACUAUAUAUUUUUUUAUAAACAUA
Messenger RNA from Zychaea mexicana, 2197 nucleotides. Its product is annotated as armadillo-type protein. Gene Ontology annotation, molecular function: RNA binding. The transcript has 7 exons. The record is from RefSeq and is a predicted model, not a curated record. Bases 34 to 1992 code for a protein of 652 amino acids. Gene Ontology annotation, biological process: endonucleolytic cleavage in 5'-ETS of tricistronic rRNA transcript (SSU-rRNA, 5.8S rRNA, LSU-rRNA); endonucleolytic cleavage in ITS1 to separate SSU-rRNA from 5.8S rRNA and LSU-rRNA from tricistronic rRNA transcript (SSU-rRNA, 5.8S rRNA, LSU-rRNA); endonucleolytic cleavage to generate mature 5'-end of SSU-rRNA from (SSU-rRNA, 5.8S rRNA, LSU-rRNA). Lineage: Eukaryota; Fungi; Mucoromycota; Mucoromycetes; Mucorales; Lichtheimiaceae. Gene Ontology annotation, cellular component: nucleolus; preribosome, small subunit precursor; 90S preribosome.